Molecule: messenger RNA, 2268 nt
Organism: Ectocarpus sp. CCAP 1310/34
Lineage: Eukaryota; Phaeophyceae; Ectocarpales; Ectocarpaceae
Source: the annotation of a GenBank genome assembly
AUGGAGCGCGUGAUGGCUAGGAUCUUUCAGCAACAAAGGCUCUGGGCAGGCGAGCAGGGAGGCAACAAGGGGAUUAUCGAAGGGAACCCGAAAACGCGGCAAGCCCGACAGACUCACCGCCCGCAGUCCGCCCGCACCGCCCCUCCCUACUCGACGGCUGCUGCCGUCGCCGCCAAAGAGCAACAGCAGCAGCAGGCCCACCACCCAAAUCCGAAGCCGCACACUUGGGUGCCGGCAACGCCUGCUAAGACCUCUUCCGCCCUCAUGGCCGCAGCGGCGGCGACUGCGACGCGGGGCUCUCCGAACAGUGGUGGGAAACACUUGCACGCCGUUGUGGGAGGAGAAGGGAAAACAUCGACGGCGCCGGCGACGGGGCGAGGAGGAGCGUACGCACGCCUAUUCGGGAUGAUACACCCCGGGGCGCAUCGACGGGUAGGCGUGGACCCUCUAGACGGCUUCAAGAAGGACCACUACCGGGGGGGUGCAGCAGCAGCAGCAGCAGCAGCAGCCGUUGAUGCGAGCGCGCCUUUUUCCGGCGACAUCGGCGGGGUGAAACACGGGCAAGGAGCGGGCGUAGAAGAGGUGUCUAAGCCCAGGAAACCGGAUGGGGAUGUGAGCCUCGACGGGAAGCGAGGAAAUAGUGACCAUACAAACGCUGUAGAAACCCAGGCGACUAUUUCCACCGCAAACACCGGCUCGCUCACUCCUCCCGAGGGAAGUAGCAGCGCCGAGGGGGGCCGCACAACUGGGGAGGGGGGGAUACGCGCCCCGCCCCCGGUGGAGCCGCUGACCAAGGCCUCGGCAGAGUGCUGCAGCCCUCAGGAACGGCUGUACCUCCGGAGACUACUGCUUGACCUGCAAGGAAGCGCUCGCAGCAGUCUGGACUUCUAUCGCCUGGGCAAGGUUGUCGGAGAGGGAUCGUUCGCCCAGCGAGUAGCCGUCAAGACCUACGAGAAGGCCAAGAUAAAGGAUGAGAACCAAUGGAAGCGGAUAUCUCAGGAGGUGAAGCUCAUGGAAAAGCUCAAUCACCCUCGGGUGAUCAGGCUAUUCGAAACGGCCGAGAGCUCCAAAAGGAUUCACCUCGUGAUGGAGUACGCUGACGGCGGCAACCUGUGCUCGUACGUGAAGCGCCGAAAACGGUUGGAUGAGGGAGAGGCUCGACGCAUCCUUCGCCAGCUUCUCGAGGGGGUGGGUGAAAAAUGUCAUUGUAGCAACCAUAUACCUCACAUGCCGUCAUUCCUCCAGAUAACGGUGGACUACAUGCACGGCCUUGACAUCGUGCAUCGCGACAUCAAGCUGGAAAACGUCCUACUGGGCGGGAGCGGUCGUUCCAACGCCAAGCUGGUCGACUUCGGCUUCAGCGCUAACGUCAAGAACCGAAGACUUCUUCACGUCUUCUGCGGCACGCCUUCGUACAUGCCGCCGGAAAUAAUCAAGCGCCAGGAGUACGAGGGGAAGCCUGUCGAUGUUUGGAGCCUCGGAGUCGUCCUGUACGCAAUGCUCUGCGGUUGCUUCCCCUUCUCCGGGCCGAGAUACCCCGAGCUCUACAAGAACAUAUCCAAGGGCGUGUUCCGACUACCGGAUUGGUUGUCGCCCGCGGCGAUAAGUCUCGUUCGAGGAAUGCUUGUAACGGAUCCUUCUCGGCGGCUCACCCUCCGCCAGGUUUGCGCUCACCCAUGGGUCUUGCCGCCCCGAGCGACGGGCAGGGUGUCCACCGGGAAUCAGUAUCCGGGCUUGGCGGCCUCUGAUGGGGGUGCCGUUGCUGAUGACUCGCAGUCGUCGCGAAUACCACACGAUAGUCUAGGCAGUUCAACUCCCCUCAAGAGAGACAGCUUCCACAUCAGCAACGAUCCGACCCGUGACAUUUGUGCGGCGAGCCUGAAGAAAAUGGAGGCUUUUGGGGCUAACGGGGAAGAAAUCGCUCGACAGGUGAGCUUGUUCAAGAAGCACGACAUGAUGCUCGUGCACUUUUUUCCUUCUAUUGCCGAAACUCAGGUGCUUGCCCGACGGCAUAGCUGCCUCACAACAACUUUCUACCUGCUCAGGAACGAACUCAGCACAAACGGUGGGGCGGCGGAGGCGGGUGCGCCUCGACCAGAGAGUGCGACUAGCAGCUCGAGUAGAGGCGCGGCUAAGCCCCGGCACGCGAACGUUAGACCGAGCAGCGCGAGUGGGGACAACCGGGGUGGUGCUGGGGUGGCCAAGAGAAGGGACAGCGGGGGUGGAAGCAGAAACAGUAGUGCUAGCCAAGGCACUGGCAGGACCUAA